AUGAAGCUGAAAGGACCCUGGGAGUCAUGAUGGCCCCACUUGAGACCGGAACAGCACAACACCUUGCUCUGCGGGAGAAGGCCAAGAACUGGGCAGCCAAGUUCCUUCCCCAACAUCUACUUUGCUAUGAUGUUCUUCCCUUGCUCAAGGCAACCGCCUUGAAAACUUUGGAGUACAUGAUGCCCCUUUCCACCCUCGGCGGCUCCGACUGGGUGUCCAUCAUGUCACCUUUCCUCCAAGCGAUCUUGCACAAAGCUGGGGUUUGCCGUUCCUUUCCCCGCGUCGUGGUCUUUGCCCCUCUGAAAUAUCAGGGCUUGGGUAUUCCGCAUCCUUUCGCCCUUCAAGUCUUCCACCUUCUCAGUGUUCUGAUGCGCCAUUUGGCCAGCCGUACCAAGACCGGCCAGUACCUGGAGGCCAACCUACAGUCCCACCAACUCGAAACGGGCACCUCCUUUCCCCUUCUUCAACAAGAACCCACCAACACCGGGAUCCUUGCCUCCGAAACAUGGCUCAAACGGGUUUGGAUCGAGCUCGACUCAUUGGGCAUCAGAGUCGAGAUCUCCUCCCCUCCCUUGUCCCUCCACUGUGCCAACGAUCGUCUCUUGAUGGACAUCUUCAUCGAUGCCUUGGUCGACCAAGAGGACUUGCUGUGGCUCAACUGGUGCCGCCAAUACCUCCAAGUCACCACCCUCUCGGAACUCACCACCGCCGACGGUUGUUCCCUGACGGCAGCUUCUCUUGCCGGCCAACCCUCCGGACACUUUGUGACCAGCUACAAUUGGCCCCGAACCCGACGCCGUGGCCCCUCUCAUUAG
Messenger RNA from Cylindrotheca closterium, 815 nucleotides. NCBI's taxonomy places the organism in Eukaryota, Bacillariophyta, Bacillariophyceae, Bacillariales, Bacillariaceae. The record is from the annotation of a GenBank genome assembly.